Messenger RNA from Phytomonas sp. EM1, 348 nucleotides. The record is from the annotation of a GenBank genome assembly. Lineage: Eukaryota; Euglenozoa; Kinetoplastea; Trypanosomatida; Trypanosomatidae.
AUGAAUUUUAAAGGCUACAUCGGUCGUCAGCUGCGCCCUUCGCAGCUCGCCGCCGCGUUACUUCCCGCGGAUCAGCGGUGGUGCGCGGUCUGCCAUCAGGCGGUGCCGAAGCCGCACUUCGCCGCCCACCGCGCCCUCCCCUCCCACCGCCGCGCCGUCAAAAAAAUCAACAAAUUAAAAGGGCUCUCGCUCGCGAUGUGGGAGGAGCAUCGCGGGGCACCCCUCCGCGAGGAAAGCGCGCGCGAGGCCGAAAUCACGCGGGAGUUCGCGCAUUUUCGUCAGGAUCAGCAACGCCGUGAGCGCGCGGCGCUCGUGGCCUGGCGGGCGGCCUCUCACGAGGCGAACUGA